AUGAACACAACAUGGGCUUUUUCCCAGGCAUCAGUGACUUCCCCCACUUUCCUCAUGAUGGGCAUCCCAGGGCUGGAAGCCCUUCACCAUUGGAUCUCCAUCCCUUUCUGUGCACUGUACUUUGUUGCUCUCUUGGGGAACUGUAUGAUCCUCUUCAUCAUCAAGAAGACUCAAAGUCUUCAUGAACCGAUGUAUUACCUCCUCUCUAUGUUGGCAGUCACUGACCUGGGCUUGGCUUUAUGUACACUGCCUACGACUAUGGGCAUUUUUUGGUUUAAUAUCCGAAGGAUUGGGUUUGAUGCUUGCCUCACUCAGAUGUACUUUAUCCACAUACUGUCCCUGACCGAAUCCUCUGUGCUGCUGGCAAUGGCAUUUGACCGGUUCAUUGCUAUCUCCCAUCCCCUGAGAUACUCAUCAAUAUUGACCAAGACAACUAUUAUAAAAAUAGGGCUGGCAAUUAUAUUGAGAAGUGUGCUUUCCCUCCUUCCAGUACCCUUCUUGCUCAGGAGAUUAACCUAUUGCAAGAAAACUGAGCUUUCUCAUUCAUUUUGCUUCCAUCCUGAUGUCAUGAACCUAGCAUGUGCAGAUAUAAAAGUCAAUGUCUUCUACGGUAUGAUUAUUCUCUUAUCAACGGUGGGAAUGGACUUCAUCUUCAUUGUACUGUCCUACGUCCUAAUCAUUAAAACUGCUAUCAGCCUUGCAACCAAGGAGGAGUGUCUCAAGACUAUGAAUACAUGUGUCUCCCAUAUCUGUGCUGUCCUAAUAUUCUUCAUCCCAAUGAUUGGACUGUCCAUGAUCCAUCGCUUUGGAAAGAACGUCCCUCCCUUGGUUAACACCCUGGUGGCCUAUACCUACCUUAUAAUUCCCCCUGCUCUCAACCCCAUUAUCUACAGCAUAAAAUCCAGCCAUAUCCGGGGGGCUUUGCUCAGAGCACUGCAGAGGAAGAGCUAG
This is a messenger RNA of Struthio camelus australis, 951 nucleotides long. The record is from RefSeq and is a predicted model, not a curated record. Lineage: Eukaryota; Metazoa; Chordata; Aves; Struthioniformes; Struthionidae.